Dentiscutata heterogama is the source of this 141-nucleotide messenger RNA. Lineage: Eukaryota; Fungi; Glomeromycota; Glomeromycetes; Diversisporales; Gigasporaceae. The record is from the annotation of a GenBank genome assembly.
CUCAUCAAAUUGACGAAUCAAUUGCUAACCUUAUUACAAAAUCAAAUAGCCUGAUAUUAAAAACUAAAAGUACGAAUGCAAAAAGUGAUAAUGAUGCUUCUAAUAUACCUACUAUUAAAAAAACUAAAUUAAGUCAAAAGA